Molecule: messenger RNA, 798 nt
Organism: Coprinopsis cinerea okayama7#130
Lineage: Eukaryota; Fungi; Basidiomycota; Agaricomycetes; Agaricales; Psathyrellaceae
Exons: 2
Coding region: 1-798 (265 amino acids)
Source: RefSeq, a predicted model, not a curated record
AUGUCAGAGCCAGGUGGGCAUCGAAGGCAGCCACCAAGUCCCCUGGUAUUCGGCCCAGACACCGUGUUGUCCCCAAUUCCCCUCCAGGCUCAGUCGAGCACAGCGAGCAGCCAUGGUUCAGGAUCCAACACCGUCUCCAUGCCCUUCGUCCGACGUCAUGUAACCAGACGUCUCAAGGCCGCCAAAGCAGAGUGCGACAAGGAGCUCCAACGAGUCACCAACAACGUCACCGCCUUCUUUGAAGAGCGCCUACGGGAAGGUGAUCAGGACAUCGACCGUGACCAUCGAGAACGUCCAGCAGAAGGUCGGGACCGCGAUUCCCAGCUUGGUGAUCACGACCACCUUCGAGAACCCUUCGUCUUUCAAACCGCGGAACUUGGGACGACCGCUCACAACGACGAGUAUAGCUCAGAUGGCGGGUAUGAGGCCGAGUCAGAGUUUAGUCGGCACAGUCGUCAACGUGGCAUCAGUCCAGAUGAGCCCCGGCUCGCAACGGCGACAAUCCGCCGCUCCCUGGGACAAACCAGUCAGCUCAUCGGUCUCCUCCAGUGUGGUCGGGUCAAGCCCUGCCUCUUCCACGAUUUUGCUUCCAGAAGCAACCGUCGGGAGGAGGCAGAAUACCGUUACACCAGCCACUACCUCGUGGUCCUCCGGCGGCAGCUCUUCACGCCGCUUGUCGAGGAGCAUUCAUAUCCCACCACGGCCAACCGCUUCCGGACAGAGCUCUCGCUCAACCUCACGUUCUCGGUCACCAUUGCCUCCCACCUCUUCUCAUGCAAGUUUCUCGGAGCACGCUAA